This is a messenger RNA of Schistosoma rodhaini, 2764 nucleotides long. The record is from the annotation of a GenBank genome assembly. NCBI's taxonomy places the organism in Eukaryota, Metazoa, Platyhelminthes, Trematoda, Strigeidida, Schistosomatidae.
GUUAAUCAUUGGUUUCUUUCAUACAUUCGAAUGAAUAGUUGAAGUAAACUACUGAUAAACUCCACUAAUAUGCAUGAUAUAUGUAUAUAUACUACUUAUUAUACUUUAGGACUAUUUCAAUAUGAAACUCUUGAUAGUAAUAUGGAAUGUAUUAUAAUAUGAAUCUGGGAAACUAACUGAACUUACCAAACCUGUACCAUGUUCUUAUUUCAUCAAUAUAUCUUCCUUACUUUAUACUUUUCAUCUUAUAUAUAUUGUAUUGGACGUGGUUUCUUCAAAUCAUCAUCUUCGAAUUCAUAUCAUGAAUGGAAUCCUUCAAAUCAAUUGCCUUCUUCCUCAUCAAUACGAUCUUCAACGUCAUUAUCAUCAGCAUCUAUUUCAUCAAUCCUUUCACCUUUAUCUUAUUCAAGUGAUACAAAUUCAUAUGCAUAUUGGAAUUGUCAUACUAUACCACCUAAUAUGACAUUAUGUAAAAGUGUUGGUUAUUCACGUAUGGUAUUACCAAAUUUUUUAAAUCAUGAAUCAUUACGUGAAGCAAUACAACAAGCUAAUGUAUGGAUAGCAUUAGUUAAUACAGAUUGUCAUCCUGAUAUACAACGUUUUCUAUGUUCAUUAUAUGCACCAAUUUGUUUAAAAAGUCAUCAAGAAUCUAAAAUACCACCAUGUUGGGAAUUAUGUAAUCAAGUACGUAAUUCAUGUUUACCUAGAAUGAAAUUAUUUGGAUAUGAUUGGCCAGAUAUAGUAAAUUGUCAACAAUUUCCACGUUUAGUUGAAAGUAUGUGUAUACCACCACAAGAAAAAAGUACAGCUGUAACAUGUGUACCCUGUGAACAAGCAAUUACUUUAGAAAAUAUUGCUAGUAGUUAUUGUAUGGCUGAUGUAGUUCUUAAAGCUUCUAUAAAAGAUAUGAUCUUACAAUCAAAUCAAGCAUCAAUUAUAUUCAAUUUAACACCUCGUACUUUAGCAUUAAAACUUAUACGUAAUGAUGGUACACAAUUAAGUAGUAUUGAUCAAUAUCGUCGAAAACGUAAUAGUCGUAAAAGACGUAAUCAUCAAUUCAAUAAUAAUAAUAAUAAUAAUCAAAAUGAUCAAGUCUAUCAAUUAAGAACAAUUAGAGAUUUGAAAAAUUCCAAAUAUAAAUAUAUUAAUAAUCAAUAUCAAUCAAAUUAUAUCAAUAAAUCAAAAUUAAUCAAUAUCGAUGAAGGUAAUCAUUGGAAAUCAGAAUAUAAAUUGAAGAUGAAACGACAUCGUAAACCAAGAAAUUCUCAAUUACAUGAUUUAGAUGGUAUAACAGAAUUAAUUUUAAGUUGUUCAUCAUGUAAUCCAUUAUUACCAUUUACAAAUGGACGUUUAAUAUCUACUCUACCUAAUCAAAAAUGGCUUAUUAUGGGUAGACGUAUACAAAAUUUAAAUACAAAAAAAUAUACUAAUCAAUUACAAGUAACUUUCUUAGGUUUAUGGAAUCGUGAAUCCAUUGAAUUUCGUCAAUCCUUAAAUGCUAUACGUAAAGAAUCUAUAACACAAUUAUGUAAUAAAAAUCAACCUAGUCUAUCUAAUCUUGUUCAAUCACAAACUAUCCAACAUCAUCAUUCUGGUAGACCUUUGAAAAUCUUACGUUCAGCUCCAUCGGAACUAUCUGAUUCAUUCAAUUAUUAUAAUCAAAUGAAUAAACCAUUCAAUGUUAACAAACAAAUAACUCCUUCAUUAUCUAAUGUCAAUGUAAAAACUCAAUUAGGUAAUUUUAAUGAUCAACAAUCAUCAUUAAUCACAAAUUACAAUACUACUAAUAAUCAUUAUAAUAGUAGUAAUGGUAAUCUAAACACUAAUGCCAACUUUAAAAUGAAUGAUAUACAAACUACUUAUAUAAAUGAAAUUGAUCAAUUACAAAGACAACAACAACAGCAACAACAUCAUCAGCAACAACGACAACAAGAGAAAACACACAAAGCCAAAUAUCGUGAACGUAGAAAAAAGUGGAAAUCACAAAGGAAUAAAAUUUUAUCAAAAUCCAAUUCACAACAUCAUGAUACAUCAAAUGUAUAUCAUUAUCAAUCACCAAUAAAUCCUUAUUCAGUUUAAACAAUCCUCUACCCUCACCCCCCGCCAACCCCCCCCCCAAGUUUUACAUUCUAAGACAAUUAAGAAUGGUGUAUUGAAACUGUUUGUCAUUUUCGAAAUAAUAAUUGAAUAAUUAGACUCUUAUAUACAGGGUACUCGUAAAGGGUUAAUCUUAACUGAAUACCCUACAAACAAAUUCAUAUAUAUAAUCCCUUUUUGUUUCUUUAAGUCAUUUGUAUUAUUCUCGUUGAUAUUCUCAUUAAUUGUUGAAUAAUGACUUCAUAUAAUGAGAACAUUAUAUAUACAAUCAUACAUACUUACCUAUACGGUAGUUUUUUUUUAUUGAACAUUUAUAUAUAACUCAUUUUGAAAUAAUUUAAUUCACAAAUAUAUGAAAAGGAUAUUUGCCCAAAUUGAACAAAUUCAUUUUGAAAAAUUAUAUUACUUAAUUAAUGAUAUCAGUAGUUAAAUUGAGUUUAUUAAAAAAGAACAGUGAACUAAGGUUACUACCGUCAAUUUCUUUUUCUGUUUAGCUACCUCAUCAUUAUCAAACACACACACAUACAUAUAUAAUUAAUUCCUAAAAAUAAUUGACUAUUAUUUCAUUUGAUUUGUUUAUCUUCAAUUGAACUUUAUACGUUUUGACACAUACCAUAUCAUUGUAAAUUAUAACAUAUAACUAAGUAUAAAAUGAAGAAUAUUUUCU